Molecule: messenger RNA, 1380 nt
Organism: Aspergillus wentii DTO 134E9
Lineage: Eukaryota; Fungi; Ascomycota; Eurotiomycetes; Eurotiales; Aspergillaceae
Exons: 2
Coding region: 1-1380 (459 amino acids)
Biological process (GO): regulation of DNA-templated transcription; DNA alkylation repair
Cellular component (GO): nucleus
Source: RefSeq, a predicted model, not a curated record
AUGCCAGACAGGAAAAACACAGAAGCAUCCAAGAACAAUGUCAAGGAGAAAAGACCUCCUUUGACUCAUUUCCUCUGUCUGCCGCUGGUAAAUCCCAUCUCUUUUCCCCAGCUCGAAUCCUCUCUUGCGACAUUCAAAGCAGCGAUUCCCUCUGUGCAACCAACCCAUCAAGAUGGCUCCUCACCCGGGUCUGUUGUCGAACAACCACUCUUUCCAGAUAGCGCAUUGCGUCCCAUCGGCACACUCCAUCUUACAUUGGGAGUCAUGAGUCUUCCGACUAAGGAGCGACUGAAUGAGGCGUUGGAAUUCUUCCAAUCACUCGACCUGGUCGCCAUGAUACGUGAAGCAGAGAAUAUGGCAAGAAAUCCUAAGAAAGGAAAAGGUGCAUCACAUCUGGAGAGCUCAGAAGGAAGCAUCUCUCGUGAAUCUUCUGGAUCGGAUAAUGAUCUGGGCCUGGCCCAUGAUCGUCCCCGACCGUUUUCUAUUUCCCUCGAGUCCUUGCAUGCUUUUCCACGUGCGCGUUCGGCUACAGUUCUUCAUGCUGCACCUGUGGACCCUACAUCUCGAUUAUAUCCUUUCUGUGAGAUGCUGCGAGACAAGUUCCUCGAGGCUGGUUUCAUGCAAGGAGAGUACAAAGAUAAACGACAGGCAGAGGGGGCAAAGGAGUCCCAGCAGGAACAGAGUACCACCAACGGCGAGAAUAAUGGCAGUGAUUCUCAAGAGGCUACACCCCAGGGAAGGAUCAAUGAAGAUGCUGCAUCGUGUCAGGAUGCAAUAGCUGAAGAACGCUCCCUCGGCGAAAUGCCCGUGGGUCUUGCAGAUGAUUCUGCUCGGCGGCAGUUACACAAGUCUAACAAUGCCAAACGAGCAUCCGUUAUCUCCAAACCAAAAGCCAGGCCGCUUACUUUACAUGCCACUGUAGUGAAUACGAUUUACGUUCGUGGGCGACGGCGAAACGUGGGCCUCAAAAAUGGAAAUCGCAAGAAUAACCAGCAUACCUUUGAUGCUCGGGACAUUAUUGCCCAUUACAGGUCAUACAAUAUCGAUAGUCAAAAGACAAUGCCUUGGCCAGAUGCCACUACUAUCGCAGCCCAACCGAAAAAAAGCCAGGACCAGUCACUCGAAAAGAGAAGAGUUCCUCUGGGCGAGCAGUCGGCAGACGAUAACACCCGGAGUCCAUUUGUCUGGGCGAGGGAUUUCCCGCUGGAAACGGUUUGCAUUUGUGAAAUGGGUGCUAAGAAACUUGACCCGGGGGAUGUUGACGAUAACGAUGGAAUGAAUGCUCGCCUGGGAGAGAAAUACAUGGCCGUUGCAGAGCGAAGCUUGGAUUUCGAGCCCUCUAGAGCUUUGCAAGCUUUAGAUAGCUGCGUCAAAACCUGA